AGUCGGAUCGCGCGCUCAAAGGCGGCUACAAGUCAUUGGGGUCGAGCGGUGCUAAGUCGGGUGUGCGCGCAGGCACGUGCGUAAUGUAGAAAAAAAUAUAUAUCGACUUGGUAAAAUGUCAGUUGUCGCUGAAAAUACUUAAUGGUGUGUAGGGUAUGAGACUAGAGUUCGUUUGUCUAGUUGUGUCUGUCACGAAAUAUGGAUUCAUCUAAAGACUUUCCCGCGACGUGAAAUAAUGAGGGAGAAACUCAUUCCGCUAUUCCUCGCAUUCACAACAUUUCUCACCACCUGUGAUGUGUCGAACCCUCACAUAAACGAGAAAACACCAUCAAACUCAAGUGUAGUGCCCAACUCGAACGUCUUAACCAGUGCGAGUGUACCAAAUAGCUCGAGUGAGUUCAAAUCCAGACAUCGUCACAAACAUCGUAAAUCGAGAUGCAGAAGGGACCUACCUUUCCGAGGUAUAUCUUCCUACCAACAAGACUACAGGGGAAACUUGGUCUACGUAGCGCCCGAUUACGCGCCGCCAGCGUACAGGAUACCCCCUGUAUACAUACCGUCGAGGUGCAACAACUACUGCCCUUAUUGCCAGGUGCCUAGCUGCAGGAGAAGAUGCCCACAGUUUUACCAAGGGAUCAUUAAUACUCCUCCAAAACCAAUUGCUUGUACUUGCGAUCCAGACGGUGCCAAAUUUCCGAUGUGUGACGACAAAACUGGCUCGUGCGUAUGCAACCCCUACUACACGAGUCACCACUGCGAUAUUUGUAUGGACGGAUAUUGGAAGAACAACAGAAAAUGCGAUGAAUGCAAAUGUAACAAGCAUGGCACUGAAGAAGGAACCAAAUGCAACAGAGUAACGGGAAUAUGUUAUUGUAAAAAAGGUGUCACUGGUAAACACUGUGAUACAUGUAUGCCGGAUCAUUACGGAAUGAUAGAAACGGGAUGCAAAAAAUGUGAUCCCUGUGACAAAAAAGGGCAUAUAUGCGACCUCACGAACGGAAAAUGUGUGUGCCCCCCCUUAACUAUAGGAGGAGCCUGCGAGAAAUGCUCAGUGAACUCAUAUGGGUACCAACCUGGCGUAGGCUGCAAGGCAUGCGACUGUUCUGCGUUGGGCAGUGCGAAUUCACAAUGUGAUCACACAACAGGCCGGUGCAGGUGUAAAAUCGGCUACGAAGGGGAGAAAUGCAACAGGUGCAGCUACGGCUUCUACGGGUAUCCCCAGUGCAGAAAAUGCAACUGCCACCUGGAGGGUACCCAAGAGGGAGAAUGCCAAAACGGUUUAUGCCAAUGCGACGUCAACGGACACUGCAAGUGCAAGGAAAACGUACAAGGAAAAAACUGCGACAGUUGCAAGAAAAACUACUACGGCUUGACCAAAGAAAAUCCCAAAGGAUGUACAGCCUGCUUCUGUUUUGGAAGGAGCAACUCAUGCGACGAUGCUCACUAUCACUGGAGUAAAACCACUAGAAUUGAUAGAAACGAUGAAGACAAUAACCAUGUAGCUAGGGACGAGUUGAUGUUACCGCGUCAAUUUCUGGGAGACCUUACUUCUUCUUAUGGUGGAUACCUAGAAGUGCAACCUAAAGGAUACUUCGAUGUUUACCUAGAAGGAAACGGAAUUAACCUGACAUCUAUAAAAAACAAAAAUGAACUGCAGUUGAUAGAGAUUGGCGGGUGGAAUGUUUCAUCUAGAAAUCCAGAUGUUCCCAAUAGUUGUAUCGUUAACUUGACAAGAGCUUGUUUCAUGGUUGUUAUGGAGAAAGUCACCUCCAUCAGAGUCCAUGCAGAAAACAGAAUAAGGGAAGUUUUGCUGGACAAAGCUGAAGAGAAAGGAUUCCACGGAAGCACACACUCCAUAGAAAAGUGCGAUUGCCCACGAGAAUAUUCUGGAUUGUCUUGUCAGAACCCCAAUAAGGGUUACUACAGGUACUUCCCUGAGGAUCCAAAGAAUAACUGGAUUGAUCUUGUCGUUGGAAUAGCCAGACCAUGCGAAUGUGGUGGUCACUCCAUCGAAUGCGACCCAGAAUCUGGAAAUUGCAAGAAUUGUUCGGAUCACACCACGGGUGACCACUGUGAAAAUUGCGACGUAGGUUUUUACAUGGAUAAAAAUAAAAACUGCGCGACCUGUCCAUGUCCAACAGCUAACGAAAAUAAUGCAGAAAGUUGUUCCCAACUGAAAAAUGGAUUCACAUGUGAAUGUAAACGCGGUUAUAGAGGAAAACAUUGCGAGAAAUGUGAGGCGAAUUAUUAUAUGGCCCCAGGUUCUAAAAACUGUCGACCAUGUGAUUGCAACCGAUCUGGAGUAGUCGACGGUAGUUGUGACCAGCAUGGAAAGUGCCAAUGUAAAAAUGGUUUCAAGGGUAUCAAAUGCGACCAAUGUGUCAAAGAGAGGGAAUAUAUCGAAAACGGAGUGUGUAAAACUUGUGACGAAUGUACGAUGAAACUCUUUGACGAGAUUGAUAAAAUGACAAAGGAAAUUGAAAGUAUCUUCUUGUCAUUCAAAAAUGGUACUGGUCCUCCAUGGAAGAAAUUAACAGACGAUAUUGGAAAACUUCAUGGGCUGUCGGCAAAAUUUUAUACCAAGAAAAAAGAAAUCGAAGAUCUGCUGAAACAAGCCAACAUUGAAUUAGCCGAAAAGAAAGUCUCUAAAAUGAGAGAACAACUAGAUCGGAACAACAAAUUAUCUGAAGAAUACGUAGAUAGAACAGAGAAGAUUUAUAAAAAUUCCACCACGUUAUUAGAAGAAACUGACGAACUGAGUAAAAAAUUGAUGAAGCUUAUAAACAGUCUUGACAAGUUUGGGAACAAACAAAUUAAUCUCGAAGAAGCUUUGAAGAGAGCUAAGCUCAUAUUGAAAGAGAUUCAAGAGUCCAACAGAUUGAAACAGCUGGAUAAUAGUGUUUUUGCUCAAUGCGAAGCAAUCAAGAAAAAAGUUGAUAGCAUUUACAAACCCUCUCCUAAGUUUCCUGAUGGAGAAUUGAAAGAACUGAAGAAGAAAAUGCAAGAUCUAAUUAAUAUAGGUUCCUUUGUGGAUAAUUUGGCUAGAUUAGUGGAUAUAAAGAACACUAAUAAUUCUAAGAGAAUUGAAAGAGUUAAGGAAAAAAUUGAGAUAUUGAAGAGCAAGAACAAAAAUGUGCAAACUUCCUUGGGUGGAAUUGUGGAAAAAACUAAAGCUAUUGAAGAAAUCAUGCAACAACUUGGCAUCGUUUACACUGAUCUCAAAGAACUUUCAGAGUUCCCUGAAUUCAAUGAAUUGGAGGAUAGAGUGAAGAGGCACAUGGAAGAAAUUCCAAAAAUCGAGGAAUUGUAUUCACAAGCUAUCGAUCAUGUCCAAGAAUUGGAGAACAAAAUCAACCAUUAUCACAAUAUGUUUAAUUUCACGAAAGACGAGUGGAAGAAAAUAAAUGCAAGUGGGGCAUAUGAAGCGAUUUUGAGCGGUAUCAAACAGGCCAGAGAUUCAGUGAAGGAAUCGGAGAAAAUUUUGAAAAACGCCAUAAAAAUGAUAAAUCCUGAUGACGCAGAUAAUUUAGAUGCUAGGACAAAUUUAGCACACGCUUAUUCUGAUAGGCUGAAACAACGUAUUAAUAAUCUCAAGAAUAUAUCAAAAAAUUUGAUGGAAACCAAAAAUGGAUUGGACGACCUGAAAUACAACAUAUUAGAAAAAGGAAAGUCUAACAAUGACCUAACACAAAUUCUUCACAAAAUCGACAAGAAUAUGACUACUCAUUCUGAAAGAGUUGCGCAGUUAGAGGAAGCGAUGAAAAGUGCCUCACGAGUUUCACAGGACAUGGAACGAAUUGAAAAAGAACUCGGAGAUAUGAAUUUUCACAAACAAUAUAAUCUGUCUAAAAACUACCAGCAAUUUGCUGCAGAAGUAGCACCGAAAGAAAUAAAUGAUUUCAUUACCAAAUUGGUGACUACCAGAAAAAAACUGGAAGAUCUCAAUUUCACAUUGCCCAGUGAAAAUGUCUCAGAAAAUAAACAAAAUAUCUCCAACGUUGAAGAUAUUAUAGGACAUUUGCAGCAGAAGAUAAAUGCAGUUAAGCAACAAGUAGAUGUGAUUGAUGUUGCUAUGAACCUGACUAACUGCAAGAUGGUUUACAAACUAACUAGACGUGAAUUCUUCCAAUCGCUGUCGAUAACUUUCAGAUGCGAAGAUUGUGUCCUCUUUAGAUGGAUAAAAUCGCCCUCAUCAAAUUUGACACUUUCCGUGAAAAAUAGCGAGCUCAGAAUUCUUGUAGAUGGAAACGAGUUACCGCUGAUCCAAGACAAAUCCGAAGGAGAACGAACCAUUAGAUUACGAAAGGUAGGUUCUUUUCUGGAAGUAGAUGGUAACGAAUAUCCUGUAGGAAUGGACAGGAUGGCCGUGAUAGGAGGAGAAGAUACGUUGGAAGUUGGUAGUACAGAUGAACCAGCAUCAAAAGCUUCCGUUUAUAAAAUUUUUCUGAAUAACAAAAAUUUUGGAUUAUGGAAAUUCAAACAUACUAGUGGAAAAUGUAAAGGACAAGCAAGGACUUCAACGGAUGACAGCUUUAGAAAUACAUAUUAUUUCAAUGGUGAAGGAUACUUGAAAUAUGGAGUCGACGAUACACUUUCUCCGAGAACGUUUGAUUUGAAAUUCUACUUCCAAACGUUUGACGAAAAUAGUACCAUAUAUGUAGCUGAAUAUAGAGCAGAAUGCUCUUUCAUCUACGUCUAUCUACUAGCCGGUCGCCUACACCUCACCAUGCGGCAUAGCAACGGCCAAAAUGUCACUAUCAAUUCUGACACCAAGGUCAACGAUGCCAAGCUACAUACCUUCGAACUGGCCCUAGCUUACUCUUCCAACGAGCAUAUUCAAACUUACAGCUUGAAGGUAGACAACGAGAAUCCAGAAGUGGUAUCCAAAAAACUUAGCGUCAAGAGCGUUUUCAAGAUCAAGCUCUCCGAGCAUUAUGUGGGGGGAGUCCCCCCCAAUUUCAACAGGAGCUGUAUUCCAGGGAUAGGCAAUUUUUUCCGAGGCUUUUUGAAUAAACCUGACAAGUUGAACAAGCAGAUAAUUGCCUAUGGAGUUACGAAUACCAACAGUGAUAAAUUAGAAUUCAGACACGCUUGGAUAAAUAAAAACGGCAACCUCAGCAUUGAAACGCCAAUAAAAGAACUAACACACCUCAGCUUCAACCUAAGACCAGAAACUCCCGAUACCAAUGGCAUCAUCAUGAAAUUCGAAGACGAUCUAUAUAUUUCCCUAGAAAAUUCGACCAUAGUAGUCAAUGGCAUCAAUAAAUAUGAACAUCAAUUAUUGGGCGAAUAUCACAACAUAAAGCUGAAAUUAGGAGAAAAGCAAGAACUAACUAUAGAUGAUGGCUCUAGAAUGAGUCUGGUGAAUAUAAAAAAAAUAUACGUUAAUAAAUUCCAAAUCGGUGAUCCGAAUAAUGGUUUCUGUGGAGAAAUAAGGGAUAUAAUGAUCAACGACAAGAUCUUCAUGUUCAACUCCACCUCAGUUAAGAACUUAUCCAACGUGGAGAUAGGUAGAGACAUGCCUCUUGCCGAAUCCACCAACAUUAGAGUCAAGAGUUUGACAAUGAUGAAUUUAACUAACUCCAUGCAGAAUACCGAGGGCUGUGUGGACUUUGACAGUUACAACCCUGAAGUGGAUGCUGUCAAGUAUGGGGACAAGCCGAAUAGCUACACUUACAUGAGAACAAAUUUUUGGAAGAGCAACUAUACCUUGCAAUUCGAUUUUAGGACUCUGUCUCCCAAUGGAGUACUAUUCAUAUCUAGUAACAAGAAGAUGAACUAUAUAUUACUGGGGCUGAGUGAAGGUCAAUUGUAUUUGACAAUUAAACGUGGCAAGAAGAAAGCUAAAUCCCUGCCGAUAUCCUCUUACCAAAAAGUGAAUGAUGGGCAAUGGCACAAUUUGAGGAUAACAAGAAAGCUAAAGAAACUGUCAGUUAUCCUUGACAGAGAAAAACAACCGAGUAGAAUAAAUUUCAGGAUAAAGCCAAAGGAUGAAAUAUAUUUUGGUGGGGUACCUUCAAAUUCUGCAUAUAGAAUGGUCGGAGAUUUGUUUGAGAAGUUGCAGCCAUUCAGAGGCUGUAUGAGACACCUCAGCAUCAACAACGAACAGAAACUUCUAAUUAAAAAUAGCAAAGAAAUCAAACACUCUGGAAUAACCCAGUGUUUUUCAAAUGUAGAAGAUGGGGCAUAUUUCGGUGGAGAUGCAUACGCAGUUUACAAUGACUUCCGAAUGGGGCAGCCAGUGGAGUUGAGUUUCGAAUUCCGCACUUCCGAACAAAACGGCGUUCUCCUGAGCAUUGCCAACGAGAGCGAUUCACCAGCCCUGUCUGUUGAGCUCCAAAAUGGUGCCAUAGUGAUGGCUGUGGACAACGGGAAUGGAAUAGUAUCGAAUGUUACCAACAAUCUAGAUUCCGAUUUUUCAUUGUGCAAUAACAGGUGGCACAAUGUAACAGCACUAUAUUCCAGUUCCGAGCUCACAGUCAAUGUUGAUGGCAUUAGAAAAAGCUGGGUAGUUUCUGAUAUCAAUUCAACAAUAGACAAAGUAGAAGCACCUCUUUAUGUGGGUGGUUUGCCAGAUAAUGCCCCCACAGGAACUUUGAAAUCCCUAACAAAUUUCAAGGGAUGUCUGAGGAAACUUACAAUAGAAAAUCAGCUAGUCGACUGGUCAUACAUGAAGGAAUUCCAUAAUGUUUUGUUGAAUUCAUGUCCAGUAAAUCAAAACUCAUAGUUUUUUGUAAUGAAUUGAAGAUUAUAGGAUUCUUAAAACCAAAACAAACUAAAUAGUAUUAUAUACCUAAACUGUAUUAUAAAAUGCAACCUCACUGCCAAUUCAAAUGUACAUAUCAUUUUUGUAAAUAGUAAUUUAAUUGAUAAUUUUAAUAAAAUAUGAAAUUGCCAUAGGUUACAAAAUGUACUUAAGUGAAUGUGAGUAUGAUGUGGUAUAAAUAUUUGUAAAUAGUCUUGUUUCCUAUUGUUUCUUAUCAUGACAAAAAUUUAUUUUGAAAUUACAAUUUCAAAUACCUGAAAUAUAAAAGUGCCUGUUGUUGUUUUUAAAAAAUAUUAAGUUAUUUUAAAUGUACCUAUGUGAAUUGUGAAUAAAGGUUAUUUACACAUUUU
Molecule: messenger RNA, 7116 nt
Organism: Phaedon cochleariae (mustard beetle)
Lineage: Eukaryota; Metazoa; Arthropoda; Insecta; Coleoptera; Chrysomelidae
Source: the annotation of a GenBank genome assembly